CCUCUUCCCUUUCAGACCAGCAGCAUCGGCAGCCGCCGGUCACUACCCGCAAGCCGGGAAGGUCACCGCGGGGAGCCGUGAAAAAAAAAGCGUCUUAAUUCGCGAUGUCUUCCCGCAUCUCUCGCCGAUUUUACCGGCUAGAAGGCACCGAAGACUUGGUGCUCGACAGGGGCGCCAGCGCGGAGGCCGAGAACCGAUGGGUGUUCGAAAUAGCCUGGGAAGUCGUCAAUAAAGUUGGAGGCAUUUACACAGUGAUCCGUUCCAAGGCCGAGGUAAGUGUGGAAGAACUGGGUGACCAGUUCUGCCUCCUGGGCCCGUUGAAUGAGAACCUGGUUCGCACCGAGGUCGAAGUCCUGGAACCACCUUACAACGUCUUUUGGAACAGCAUCAAGGCCCUGAGGGAACAGGGCAUCAAGGUUGUCUAUGGAAGGUGGCUUAUCGAUGGCUACCCUCAAGUCCUGCUUUUUGAUAUUGGUUCGGCCGCCUGGAAGCUCGACGAGUGGAAGCGCGACCUGUGGAACACCUGCAACAUUGGCGUCCCAUGGCACGACCGGGAGUCCAAUGACGCCAUCAUCUUCGGCUACCUCGUCGCAUGGUUUCUACAAGACUUCAUGAAGGCAGUGAAUGCAGAAAAGGGUCCGCCGCUGGUCGUGGCCCAGUUCCACGAGUGGCUCGCCGGCAUCGGGCUGAUCCUGUGUCGCACCAGACACCUUGACGUGGCCACCAUAUUCAUCACGCACGCAACCCUGCUGGGCCGGUACUUGUGCGCAGGGAAUGUGGACUUCUACAACAACCUCGACAAGUUCAGUUUAGAUAAGGAGGCUGGAGACAGAGGCAUCUAUCACCGGUACUGCAUGGAACGAGCCGCCUGCCACAGUGCUCAUGUGUUCGCCACGGUCUCCGACGUGACAGGAAUGGAAGCGGAGCACUUGCUCAAGAGAAAGCCAGAUGCCAUCGUGCCAAAUGGGCUCAAUGUCAAGAAGUUCAGUGCCCUCCACGAGUUUCAGAAUAUGCAUGCAAUAGCCAAGGAGAAGAUUCACGACUUCGUCAGAGGGCACUUUUAUGGGCAUUACGACUUCGACCUGGACAAGACGCUGUACUGCUUCACAGCAGGAAGGUACGAGUUUUCCAACAAGGGAGCAGAUAUGUUUAUAGAGUCCUUGGCACGCCUCAAUCAUUACUUGAAGGCUUCAGGAAGUGAAGUCACUGUCGUUGCUUUUCUAAUAUUCCCCGCCAAAACAAACAACUUCAACGUUGAGUCGUUACGAGGCCAGGCGAUCUCGAAACAACUUCGUGACACGGUCCAGCAAAUGCAGUCUACGAUCGGGAAGCGCAUGUUCGAGAUCUGCCUAUCGGGCAAGAUCCCCAAAGGUGAUGAACUCAUCUACCCAGAAGACUUGGUGCGGUUGAAACGCUGCAUCUACGCAACCCAGCGCACGACGCUACCGCCAGUCUGUACUCACAACAUGCUGGAUGAUGCCUCCGACCCUGUUUUGUGCCAUAUUAGAAGAUGUCAGCUGUUCAACCGAAGGGAGGACCGUGUUAAGGUCAUUUUCCAUCCAGAAUUCCUGUCAUCUACAAACCCAUUGUUCAGUAUGGACUAUGAAGAGUUUGUAAGGGGUUGCCACUUGGGUGUCUUUCCAUCAUACUAUGAACCCUGGGGCUACACGCCUGCGGAGUGCACAGUCAUGGGCAUUCCCAGCGUCACCACCAACCUGUCUGGCUUCGGCUGCUUCAUAGCCGAGCACGUAGCCGACCCCAUGUCCUACGGCAUCUACAUUGUCGACAGGAGAUUCAAGAAUGCCGAGGAGUCGGUACAGCAGCUGGCUCAGUACAUGUUUGACUUCUCCUGCCUGUCCCGGAGGCAACGAAUAAUCCAACGGAACCGCACGGAACGCCUCAGCGACCUUUUAGACUGGAAAAACCUGGGAGUGUACUACAGGAAAGCACGGCAAAUGGCCCUGCACAGGACACAUCCCGAACUCCUAGAAGGAGACGUUGGGCCCAAGCUGCAAAUGCGGUAUCCUCGUCCCAUGUCGGAACCGCCAUCGCCAUCGGCAUCGCGCACUUCCACGCCAGCGCCCUCGGAACACGGUAGCGAAGACGACGAAGAGGACGAGGAAAACGAGGAUGACGAGGAAUACGCUGAUGCCGUGGAGCGAGACGCACUCAGCAGCAAAUAGGCCGGCGACACUUUCUCGUCCCCUCUCCACCCUCCUCGUUGUAGCACUGCGAUCGGAAACGCUCCAUGAGGUGUGAGUAAGCGGAAGGCUAGAGGACCCGCCCCAAGAGGAAGGCAAAUAGGGCUACUGUUUCGUUUGCCACUUCAAAACGAGUCUCUGUUGCCCUGCUCACGACUUCCCCCUUGUGAAUCACAUCCCGUGACUUCAUUCAGUUUUACCUGUGUUCACGAGGGAGCGCCAGAGCUGGGUUCAGUCGUGUCAUGCUUGGAACAAAUAUUUUGAUGGCAGAUAAAAGAGCAAUCCGCUCGCUACCUAACGAGCAAGGCGACCAGUACAACGUGCUGGAAUCUGCUUUUAUCGGUGGCUUCCCUCAAAGCCAGUGCGCAACUCCCCUUGGUGGUGGCAUUUUUCUAAUCGCUACUCUUCCCACCCCUGUGGUCAUGCCCUCAUGGCGGCGGCCACAUCUCUGUGGCAUGAAGGUUCAUUUUAAUUUCUAUACCCUUUCUGCCACGGCUGUGCCAUAUCUCAAAUGCAAUAUAUAUAAUUAGUAGUAUUUUUGUGUGGUGAAACCACGCUCCGCAGUCAUUACAACUGUGGCCUUUUAUCAACGUUGAAGUGCUGAAUAGUGUUUGUGUCCAGGGUAUUUCAGAAGUUUUGGUUCAUUAUUUCGAGACCCAGGCGACUACAGUAGUCGCCUACGGCAAUGCUUGCCGUGGUGUUCCUACUUGUGAGCUAGUGUUCCAGGGUAGCAGUUUCUAUUACUUUUUGUCGUUGCUGUCCACAGCCACUGUCACUUCUUGUCUUGCACUUGUCCCAUUUCCUGUUCUUCUCUUCCCACCUUUCUUUGUAUCCUUCAUGUUGAGCUUGUGUGUGCUCAAUGCUGUCUGUUCCUGCUCCUCACUGUCCUGAUUCAGUUUCUUCUAAUCACAGGAAUCAAAGAUACCAGAUCUCGCGAGAUAUAUUUGCUCCUUCUACAGUCAAAAGUAAUGUGUAUGUUAGAUUAUUACAGCUGUACACUUCUUUGUAUUAGUGCCAUAGAGUGCAUAAUUGUCUCAGUGGGCACGAAUGACAUCCGGAACUCGAAGUCGACAGUUUGGAUGGCUGCAGCAAGCAAUUUUUCUAAGUGGUUUCAGAAAUGCACCUGUGUGUGAACUGUCAUUUCUUUUUAGUUUCACUUAAAGAACAUUUACCUGUUGUAUUGUCUUAGGCAUGCCAUGUCUCAGUUGCUGCAGUUUUUUUUUUUUUUUCAUGCUUGUCGGUUAGUAUUCUUUUAUGUAAAUUUUGAAAGGUAUAAGUGGUGUCUAGCUAGUUAUGGGUUUUAUUUGCCAGUAUUAGUCUACAAAAUAUACCCCUGGCUGUUUCGGUGCUCUUUUGCUUUCCCUUUUGCCCAUCUUCGUGAACAAAAAUAAUAGUUUUGGUGUCAUAAGUAUCAUCGAAGUCUUCCUUCGUUUUUUUAACAUUGCACACCAAUACUCAAGCGCUGUUGAGAAAUGUGUUAAGAACAUUGUGUGCACCCAAACUUCACUGUUUGUAUUGUAAUCUCCAGAAAUUAUGCCAUAAGUUGUACACUCCUUCACGAAUGGGAAGAGAUAUAAAAAAAAAAGUCUCUUCUAAAAAAUGAUUGUUGAAAUGUUGCAUGACAUGUUUGUACACAGUAAUGAGAGACAAAAGAGGUGCUUUUAUGGCCAAAUGUAUUUACAAAUGAAUAAUGAGAGGCAUUGGUUUUGUGUAGGUAGGUCCUUGUAUUACAAACUUGUGUAUCAUCCUAUUCUUCAUACCCCAAUCCACUGAGUUCCCUUUGCUUUAGCACUGCAAAAUAAAUCUUUCAAGG
Messenger RNA from Rhipicephalus microplus (southern cattle tick), 4014 nucleotides. It is a transcript of the gene GlyS, whose product is annotated as glycogen [starch] synthase. The record is from RefSeq and is a predicted model, not a curated record. Gene Ontology annotation, biological process: glycogen biosynthetic process. NCBI's taxonomy places the organism in Eukaryota, Metazoa, Arthropoda, Arachnida, Ixodida, Ixodidae. Gene Ontology annotation, cellular component: cytoplasm. Gene Ontology annotation, molecular function: alpha-1,4-glucan glucosyltransferase (UDP-glucose donor) activity.